GAGGCCCUUUACUCCCACCACGCGAACGAACCUCGAGUCUCGUGCGUCGAGAUUAGCAAGUCGAUAACAAGUCAAUAAUCUCAAUAAGCGCAGUUUUUCUCUGAUUGAAUACUUAUUCGUUCUUAUCCGAACGUUUACUUACCUGGCGUAGAGGGUUAUCAUAAUCUUUUAUCCGAAUCGUAGCACAGAUUAUCGUGACGGAUUGUUGUGCGACUAUGUAAAGUAUCGGAUUCGUUAGUAUCAGGUCGCGAGUUCGAUCCCAGACAUCCCGUUUAUACGAAUUUUUAAUUCAUAUCUUCAAGUAUAAUGAACUGAUAGUCCCAUCUGCUUCCUAAUUACAAAUCUGUUCGAUUUCAAUGUUGAUACUGAAGUCCAUAGGCCUGUGAAAGAAAGAAAAAAGGGGCACAUAAUGAUAUGACCUGUUCGAUGCGACGCUUCGAUCGAGUCAUACUGCACGGCGUAACGCGGAUUUGCCUGACAACUGCGCCGAAUAUUUGCUGAGCAUUGAAUCAAAUAGCUGAGAUCUGUUGUAAUGGAGUCAGUGGGACAGAAUCAGCUAUCCAAUAACAUCAAUGAUGGUUCUGACACUAAGGGCAGCUGUUUGUUACUUCGCUAUGCCAGUCAAAAUUCUCUGGAUGAAAGCUCGCAGAAGCAUAUUCCUCGUGAAAAUGGAAAAGAUAAACCACCAUAUAGGAAUCAUCAUCAUACAAAUCGAGCCUUUGACGUCAUCAAUGAGAUGAGAAAGAAAAAUUUACUCUGUGAUGUCAUUCUGGUAGCGGAUGGUGGCAUGGAAGUACCAGCUCACAAAAUGGUUCUGGCUGCAUGUAGUCCUUACUUUUAUGCCAUGUUUACAAGUUUUGAGGAGCGCGAUCAGCAGAGAAUAACAUUACAAGGCGUGGAUUAUUCGGCGUUAGAAUUAUUAGUAGAUUAUGUUUACUCUGCUGAAGUUCAUGUCACAGAGGAUAAUGUACAGGUGCUCCUACCUGCUGCAAAUUUGUUACAACUAACGGAUGUACGAGAUGCCUGUUGUGAUUUCUUACAAGCACAAUUACAUCCAUCUAAUUGUCUUGGAAUUAGAGCAUUUGCGGAUCUGCAUGGAUGUCUCGAGUUAUUGACACAUGCAGACAGUUACAUUGAACAGCAUUUUUCAGAAGUAGUUGACGCAGAAGAAUUUUUAACGUUGACACCUGAUCAAGUGGCUAAACUUAUCUGUAGUGAUCGUUUAAUGGUACCUUCCGAAGAGAAAGUAUUUGAAUGUGUUAUUUCAUGGGUACACCAUGAUCUCGAAAACAGACAAAACGACUUAGCUCUGUUAAUGGAGCAUGUGCGCUUGCCUUUACUUUCUCAAGAGUACUUGGUACAACGGGUGGAAGAGGAACCACUCCUCAAAGCGAAUUUACAAUGCAAGGAUUUUUUGAUUGAAGCCUUAAAAUAUCAUUUACUGAAGGGUGAACAAAAGUCAUUAUUUAAAACGCCACGUACUAAACCAAGGCAACCGAGAGGAUUACCUAAAGUGUUACUCGUUGUCGGCGGCCAAGCACCAAAAGCGAUCAGGAGCGUCGAAUGCUAUGACUUUAAGGAGGAAAAGUGGUAUCAAGUUUCCGAACUACCUACACGACGUUGCAGAGCUGGACUUUGUGUUCUUGGUGGACGCGUAUACGCUGUUGGUGGAUUCAAUGGAUCACUGAGAGUACGGACGGUUGAUAUUUACGAUGCCGCGGCAGAUCAAUGGUCACCCUGUCCCGAGAUGGAAGCGAGAAGAUCCACGCUUGGUGUAGCCGUGUUGGGCAAUUGCGUUUACGCUGUCGGUGGUUUCGAUGGUUCCACGGGAUUAAAUUCGGCCGAAGUUUACGACCCACGAACUCGCGAAUGGAGACCGAUAGCACGAAUGUCAACGCGGCGUAGUAGCGUAGGAGUCGGUGUUGUGAAAGGAUUGCUCUAUGCUGUUGGCGGUUACGAUGGAGAAUCUCGGCAAUGUCUCUCCAGUGUCGAGUGUUAUAAUCCCGAGAAGGAUCAAUGGAAAUCUGUACCUGAAAUGUCCGCGCGUCGUAGCGGUGCAGGUGUCGGUGUCUUGGAUGGUAUUUUAUACGCGGUAGGAGGUCAUGACGGUCCAUUAGUACGAAAAAGCGUGGAAGCAUUUAAUCCGGAGACAAAUCAGUGGACUCCUGUCAGUGACAUGGCAUUGUGUCGUCGUAACGCUGGUGUUGUGGCAUUAAACGGACUUCUAUACGUGGUGGGUGGAGAUGAUGGUUCUUCCAGUUUGGCAUCGGUAGAAGUGUAUUCUCCAAGAACGGAUUCCUGGACUACUCUGCCGACUUGUAUGGGAGUUGGGCGUAGUUAUGCAGGUGUAGCGAUUAUCGAUAAGCCAAUGGCCCCCACAGCGACAAUAUGAGGUCUACAAUCCGCUGGGCAUGCAACAGAACAAAACACGGAUCCG
This is a messenger RNA of Solenopsis invicta (red fire ant), 2437 nucleotides long. RefSeq names its product ring canal kelch homolog (gene kel). The record is from RefSeq and is a predicted model, not a curated record. The coding region runs from base 533 to 2392 and encodes 619 amino acids. The transcript is spliced from 10 exons. Lineage: Eukaryota; Metazoa; Arthropoda; Insecta; Hymenoptera; Formicidae. Gene Ontology annotation, molecular function: protein binding.